Alnus glutinosa is the source of this 1748-nucleotide messenger RNA. RefSeq names its product ankyrin repeat-containing protein BDA1-like. The record is from RefSeq and is a predicted model, not a curated record. NCBI's taxonomy places the organism in Eukaryota, Viridiplantae, Streptophyta, Magnoliopsida, Fagales, Betulaceae. The transcript has 2 exons. Gene Ontology annotation, molecular function: protein binding. Bases 84 to 1523 code for a protein of 479 amino acids.
CGAGUCGAUCUCGACUCUCAACAAAUCAGAUAGCUCUUUUAACUGUCAGACUCACUAUAUAUAUCACUCUCUUAUGCUAAGGAAUGGAUGAGUGUUUGGGGGAUAUCUCUCUCUUAGAAGAGGGUGGGAGUUUGAGAGUUGCUGCUCAACAAGGAAACAUUGAUGUCUUGUACAACUUGAUACGGAAGGAUGCAAAAGUUUUGGAUAGGAUCGACGACGUUCCAUUUGUUGAGACUCCUUUACACACAGCUGUACGUGCAGGACACACCCCGUUUGCCAUGGAGAUCAUGAGCUUAAAGCCCUCGUUUGCUAGGAAGCCUAACCAAGAUGGUUUUACCCCUGUUCACCUUGCUUUGCAAAAGCAUGCUUUUGAAAAUGACCGUGUUUUGCAAAAGAAACAAACCAUAGUACUGGUUAACCGACUACUUAAUGCUGAUAAGGACCUUGUCCGUGUCCGAGGAAAGGAGGGUGUGACUCCUUUGCAUUACGUAACUGAAAAAGGAGACCUCUAUUUUUUGGAAAAAAUUUUAAAACUCUGCCCCGAGUCUGUUGAAGAUGUGACAUUUCGAGGAGAGAAUGUGCUGCAUAUAGCCCUGAAGAAUGACAUGCUCAAAGCUUUUUGGUACCUGUUAAAAUGGGUUCAGGGGGCUUGUUUUAAAGAUGCCAAAUUGUUAGAGAAGAAACUGCUGGAUUGCACGGAUGAUGAAGGCAACACUCUGUUGCACGUUGCAGUAACCAGAAAUCAACCGAAGGUAGUGAAGUGGAUACUGAAUCAUGAAUCAAUAGUGUUGAGGUUACUGAAUAUGGGAUCAGAACAUAGAAAGAAUUUGGAGGGUUAUACCGUGUUUGACAUCUUGGAACACCAAAAGUCAACACAUGUGGACAACCAACGGAUCAGAGAUAUGCUACGACAACGUUGUAUCAGGCGUUGUACAACUAGAUUUGAACAUUACUUAAGAUCUUCUUUCACAUUUUUUAUGAAGUUUUACGUCGGAAUACGUCGUCGGCAAACAGUUAUAACAGAGGAUAGGCGGAAUGCGCUGUUGGUUGUUGCUGGACUGCUAAUAACGGUCACCUACCCAGUAGCGCUCAGCCCUGAUCAACCCAACUUGUUCAACUGCACAGUCGCGAAUCCGUUCAACGGUACCGGUGUCAAUCACUUUAACUGCACAGUCCGGUUCGACCCUAGCAGUGAAGUUAAUCCAUCUCGAGACCAAUAUUCCACUAUCUUUUACGGUUUAAAUACUGCCGUCUUUUACCUAACAAACAUUACACUUUUCUUCCUCGUCCCGACUGAUUUUCUUGGAUGGUUGCUCACCCUACUCGUUGGACUCCUCUUUCUUUGCUAUUGCUUUUCAACUCCGUUAUUAUCCAACGCUCGUAUUAUAGCUUGGUUUGGUUUCUUUGGUGGAUAUUUCGUGUUUCUUCCACUUCUUUUGUGGUUCAGGAUGGUUUCGGAAUCACUCAAGUCUUUUUCUUCCAAUAUGGGUGACAAUGAUGCUCAUCCCCCAACACAUAUAUAAUUAAGUAUGUCUGCCACCGCCGCCGAUCUUCUCUUUCUUACUCACCCGCCAUCCUUUUCCUCUAAUUAUUCCACGUUGCUUUAAUUUCUUUCUACACUUCUAAAGUCGUGUGAGCUAUUCCAUAUCCUAAUUAAUUGUGAGAAUGUUUUUUUUUUUUUUUUCCUUUUUGUUUUCUCUACUCGUACUUGUGUUUUGUAUUAGCUAGUAAGCUUAAAUAUAUGAAUG